This is a messenger RNA of Monomorium pharaonis (pharaoh ant), 8764 nucleotides long. RefSeq names its product ras-responsive element-binding protein 1. Gene Ontology annotation, molecular function: RNA polymerase II cis-regulatory region sequence-specific DNA binding; DNA-binding transcription activator activity, RNA polymerase II-specific. The record is from RefSeq and is a predicted model, not a curated record. The transcript has 4 exons. The coding region runs from base 829 to 5982 and encodes 1717 amino acids. NCBI's taxonomy places the organism in Eukaryota, Metazoa, Arthropoda, Insecta, Hymenoptera, Formicidae. Gene Ontology annotation, biological process: regulation of transcription by RNA polymerase II. Gene Ontology annotation, cellular component: nucleus.
GCGAGAUCGCGCGAGAGGGAUCCGCGCGGCGGGGGAGCGGCCGGAGCGGACCAAUCGGAGGAAGGGAUGAUGGGGCCUCGGCGCGAGCCGAGAGAAAUUGUCAGUCAGGCUCACUGCCGCGCGGUGAGUCGGCCCGUCGUGACCCAUUCUCAUGGAUCUCGCGGUCCUCUCUUCUCGUCGUGCCUCCUUCCCCGCCGUGUCUCCCCGAGGCACCCCCACCACCGCGCGCAUUCGACGCGGAGAGGAUCACAUCCCCCGCCCACCCUCUCGGCCUCCUACCCCGCCGCCGCCGUCGCCGCCCCCGCCGCCUCUUCCUCUCUUCCCGAGGAUCGCGCGCUGAGGGCUCCUCUCGUUUCGGGAUCACCGUGCGCGCGCCCAGACGUCGACUCGACGUGCGCUGCUGAGCUCAGUGCGCUGCUGAGCGUCGAGCGGUUACGAACGGAGAAGGUGAAACACACAUCCGGGUCCGGGGCACGGGGUGUGUGUGCGCGCACACAUACACACUCGAUCGAUUGAUCGUCCACGCGCUUGCUCUCUUAUCGGCGCGGUGAUGUGAUCCGAUCGCACGAUGCGGCAUCGCGGCAUCGCGGACGUCUCGUUGAGAUCCAACUCCUCCCAUUGUCCCCGGAGCGGCAGCGGAUAACUCGGAAUAUAACUCUCCGCGGGAGUGCACCCGCGCACGUAUACGAGGACACUUGGUGUUUAAUUGUGCUAAUCGAUCAAGAGUUCACGUGGAUGCUGAUGUUGGGAUCCUCCUCGACGGCGUGAUCUCUCCCCGGCCCGCCUGAGAGACGCUUCUCGCGGACUCCGCGGCUCCGGAGCGGCAGCAUGGAUUACUCGAAGAAAGUGACUGGAUUACAGAAUGGACCUGACCAGGAACAGGAAAACGAAUCACAAAUUAAUGCUGCAUCACCAUCAUCAAGCGUUGAGCUGUCGGAGAAUGGCACGCAUCCAUGCCCAACAUGCCCAUCGGUAUUCACUAGUUCCCACGAACUGACGAAUCACCUGCGCGGUCACAACUCACCUCGCAGCACGGACUGCAGCGGCGAAGAGGAUUACAGCUGCGGCGUAUGCAAUAAGGUGCUCAGCUCGGCGAGCUCGUUGGACCGGCACGUGCUGGUGCACUCGGGUGAGCGGCCGUUCAAGUGCAAGUACUGCGAUAUGUCGUUCACGACGAACGGGAAUAUGAACCGGCACGUAAGGUGUACCCAUCGGAUGGUGUCGCCGAACAGCUGCACGGAUUCGGAGGGCAGCAGCGGCUCGGAGAGACCUGCGGCGACGAGCCAGGAUGAGUACAACAACAACGAGAUAGCCAGGCGCAACUCGCCGGACCUGAUCGAUGAACAGCAACCGUCGCCCAGCAACAACCGCGUGAACAAACGGAAAUGUUCGGACGAGGACGUCAGCGAGGACAUAGACGAGCAAAGAAGACACAAGAUCCUCUUAAACAGCACAAAGAUGAUCAGGUGUCGACCAGAUGACGAGAUGACGAAGGUUUUCGGUUGUGCAAUCUGCGGCCAGGAUUUUGCGAGCAGCGCUACUCUAGAGUCUCAUAUGGAACGCGUGCAUCCAGGCUCCCCGGCCACGUGCGAGACUUGCAAUCAGUCGUUCAAAAAUCAUCGCGCGCUGAACCUUCAUCGUUCAAUGAGACAUUACAAAAAGAACCCGGAAGGUAGCAAUAGUCGUAGCUUGCGCAACACCGUAGACGGUUUCAGGGAUCUGACGUUCAUCGACUUUUCAUCCAUCAAGUUUCCGACGAUCGCCCGGGCGAUGUGCGAGCGUGAGCUGCACCGGCCGGCCUCCGGCGAGGCCAACAGGUUCCAGUGUAUGAAGUGCCUACACGCAUUUCCUUGCAGGCAAGCUCAGCUGGCGCAUGAGAAGGAAUGCAAAGGUCCCUACAAGAACAAGAGAAACAGUAAUGACAACAACAACAAUAAUGAUAUCAGUACCAACAACAAUCUCGAGGCGGAACUGGAGGAUCCAACUCCGCAGCCCGACGAUUCCAAGACUAAGCGCGAGAUGUUCUUUGCUGUGCUGGAUCUGCAGAAUAAGUCUUUGGCGCACGAGACAAAAGAGUCGCGGGAACCGAACGAGAUCAGAGAGUCGAAGGAGACCAAGGAUCUAGCGGAUAUCCCGAGCAUUCUAUCCGUCAGUCUGAAUGGACUGCAGACCUUUCCUCGGUCGGACGCGAGCACGCCCGAGAACAACAUCAAGUUUAAUCCAAAUAUCGGCUCUUCAGGCUCUUCAGGCACUUGUUCGUCCGAGUACAAUGAGGAGGAGGCACAAGACGCCUUCACCGCGGAAUUCCGGAAGAUGAAGCUGAAAGGGGAAUUUCCGUGUAGACUGUGCACAUCCGUAUUCCCCAAUUUACGGGCACUGAAGGGACAUAAUCGCGCACAUAUGAACGUAGAACCAGGCAUGGCGUAUCCGUGUAAUAUGUGCCCGUACACCAGCACCGAUAAAGGAGCCCUGAUGAAGCACCUAAGAUCGCAUAACGGUGACCGUCCGUUCGAGUGUUCCCUUUGCAAUUACGCGUUCACCACCAAAGCGAAUUGCGAGAGGCACGUGAAGAAUCGUCACGGGAUGAUUAGCAAGGAAGAUGUUAAGAACGCACUGAUCUAUCAUCCGAGUGAGGAUUCGACAAAUGAUAAUAUCGAAAGGAGUUCGCCCAGAGUCAGGGAGGAUGUGCGGAAGACGCUUAUUUAUCCGAACGAACGCGAGGAGAUUCCUCAACAGCAACAGAUACAUUAUCCGUCUCUGGCAAUGGAUUGUAAUCCUGGACCAUCGACCGUCCACGCCGAGAUGCUAAUGAAUCGAUACGAUAAGUCAGACGCGUUCACCAGAAUAAAGAUGCAGGCUCUCAAUCUCGUAAAAAGAAACGCUGACGAAGCAAACCUGUCUCACGAUCUAAUCGUAAAGCCGAAUUAUUCGAAAAUCGACGAUGACGCUGAAUCGCGAUCGUCAGACGGCAGCGUGUCUCUAGUCAGUGAUACCAAAACAGAUAUACACCAAAGAAUUCAAGCUAGUCCGAUGAACCUGACGAAACCCUUAACGAGCUCCGGGUUGAGCUCGGGCGAGGACGGUCCAUUGGAUCUGUCCAUGGAUGUAUUGGAUCUGAGCAGGAAGCGGAAAAGAGAAAACGAGGACUCUAGCUUGCAAGAGGACAAGCGAUUUAAAAACAAUCAACAAGAAUUAUACGCCACAAACCCAGCGUUGCUGCUAACCCAAGCCCUACUGAACCGAGCACGCGAGAGCUCACCGACGACGUCAUUAGAGACUCUUUACGCGAAUACUAUCUAUCGUAAUUUUGGCACGUUAACCAGUGCCAGCAUGAUACCACCGUAUUUUCUUGGCCCUCACAUGUUCACCCAGGAAUUAGCGAAGGGCAGGCUGCAAAAAGAGCUGGUGAGAGGGUUGCAAUUGACCGGCGGCGGCACUCUUUCGGUUGAUCCGUCAAUGCCCAGCACUAGCUACGCGGCGUAUACGCAAACGAGGGACACCCCGCAAACCUCGAGUGAGCAGAAUGCCUACGCGAACUUGAUGAAUGCGCAGAUGACAAACCAGAGCGCGCCGAGUCGUGAAAAAGCGGACAGUAUCUCAUCGAACGAUCCUGUGAAGAUGGUACUCAAGAACGGGGUAUUGAUCCCUAAGCAAAAGCAGCGCAGAUAUCGAACUGAGAGACCUUUCACCUGCGAGCACUGCACGGCGAGAUUCACUCUGAGGAGCAACAUGGAACGACAUAUUAAACAACAGCAUCCACAAUAUUGGAGUCAAAGACCUCGUGGCGGACACUCAACUAGAGGCAGACCGCCCUCGAGUCAUCCGACUAUGGUACAGAAUACUGGUCCAUCGACCUCGCAGGUGACUCAACCGUAUUCGAGCAUUCUUCCGAACAUUGACACGCCAGUGGUCACGCCGACGGAUUACGGUACACAUCCUAUCUCGGACCAAGUGAAAUACGCGAUUCUGGCGCAACAGCUGAAAGCCAAUAAAAUAGAAGACAAUGAUUCGGAGGAUGAGAUGGUGAUAGACGAGGAGUCGGCCGAUCGGGACGCUCAGGAGUCGCAAGCUCAACGUGAGCCAAGCACGAGUCUGCUAAGAGAUCAGUUGGAGAACAACGAGGGUGUCAAAGAUAUCAUCGUAAAGACGGAAGCGGUGCCUGCGGAGGAAACCUCGGAGGAGACUCACGACGGUGAACAGGCCGCAAGAGAUAACGACGACAAUUCGGAAGAAUCCGCGACGAUUGAAAACAAGCCGAUACGCGGUGAGGAAACCACCACGACCGAAUCCGCCAGCAAAGAGCAGGGUAAGCUCGAGGACGGAGCGCCCGAUCUCGCGAGCGUCUCGAAGCUCUUGGACAACGCGUCUCAGCAAUAUCAGCAAUUCCAGCCGCAAUACCUGAGUGACGAGGAGGGUCCCGUCGCGUCGACCAGUGGCAACAAUUCCGGCAGCGAGAAGUCCGAUUCGAUGAACUCUUUGAACUCCGGAAACGAUUCCUCGCCAAACAAGAAGAGGAAAAAAAAGAAGAAAUCCGCGUACUCGAUGGCGCCGAAUCGUGUCGUGUGCCCAUAUUGCGAACGCCAGUUCCCGUGGACCUCGUCUCUGAGACGACACAUCCUCACCCAUACCGGCCAGAAGCCGUAUCAGUGUAUUCACUGUUCUCAUCAUUUCACCACCAAGUCCAACUGCGACCGCCACCUGCUGAGGAAGCACAAGGCGAAGGCAAACAAAAUGCGCCGCGCCAGAAAUUCAUCCUCGCCAGACGCCCAGGUGGUCGCCAGCAGCAGCAGCAGCAGUAGCAAUGGCAAUAACACGUUCUCCAUGAGGAACGUGCCCGAGAGGCCGUUCAAAUGCCAUCAGUGUCCGAGCUCGACGUUCGCCACGUUAGGUAACCUGAAGAAACAUCGGUCGAGCAAGCACUCGCGCAAGACCGCGUCCAGGUCGGAGUCUAGCGAUCAGCAGAACAGCCCGCCGCAGUGCGCCACGCAGAACGAUCAGAGCGACUACGAGAGUCGCUCGUCGAGCAUGUCUGACAACGGCAUGGAGACCGCGACGUCCGCCCCCGUGGCGGCGAAGCCGACCACCAAUGCGUCCCCCUCGAUAAACGACGCCACUAGGUCGCGCAAAUCACCAAGAUUGUCGCCGAGUCCCGGUGACGUACCUUUCAAGUGUUACCUGUGCGACAGCGGUUUCUCGGAACGCCAGGACUGCUUGGACCACAUCAAGAUGAAUCACAAGCGCUCGUACGAGAUGCUGAAGGCCAAGGGCGCCCUCGAUAUGGCAUCGAUGAACAUAGACGCAACCGAGGAUCAUAUGAUGACGUCGCAGCAACAUCCUAGCGACGGGGAAGAGAAGAAGGGCCGUUUUCCCGAUUACAGCAACCGAAAGGUUGUGUGCGCUUUCUGCAUGAGACGAUUCUGGUCCGCGGAGGAUCUCCGACGACACAUGAGAACUCACACGGGCGAGAGGCCUUUUGAAUGCGACAUUUGCACCAGGAAAUUCACGCUCAAACACAGUAUGCUGCGCCAUCGUAAGAAGCACGAGUCGGUAGACUCCGCCAUGUACAUAGGCAACAGCGGCGAUGAGGAGCCGCCCGCGCAGCCGCCGACGAUAACCCCCAGGAGUCAACAGCACUCGCCGAUUUCCACCAACACCAGCAGGCCCCGCACCCAGGACAGAAUCUCCCUGCCGACCGUCGCAUCGGUGGCAACGGCGGAUGCGGCGCCCUGUGCCCUGAUGCGUUACAAUCACUACGACAACAUGGCCACUCUCACCGGCAGAAUGGCGAACGAUGGUCCCCAGGGCACCGCUCCCGCACCCCUGCCUUCCCCACCGCUACCUGCGGAGGUCCCCAGCGAAAGCGGAGACAACGAUCUAAUCUCCAAUUUGCUAGGAAUACGCGAGAAAGGUUUGCUCGACAAGGUUCUGCUGAGCUCGGCAGACGACGCGGCAAAGUUGCUGGGGGUCAAUCAUAGCGAGUGAUCGGACGUUCGAUCACGUAGGAGAAACAGACGGAGAGAAGCGAAGUGCGAUCAGACACGUAAAUCGCGUGAAUAGAUUGGAAGUAAUUAAAUCGAGUAUGGAACUCUACUCGAGAUGUUAAUUGGUACAUAUUCGUAUUUCAGUAGAUUUUAGCAGAUUAAGGCAAAAAAGCAGAAUUGUAGUUUCCGCUUUUGUGUCGUAAUGUGUCGUUCGAAAGUUUGCUAGAUCAAAAGUCAAUCACCAUCGUCUGAUCGCACGCCACUUUCUUCUAUGGUUCGUGAGCACAGAAGAUAGGAUUAUUCAUCGACUUUAGAUUAUCCGUCGAAUUCCUCGGUUCUCCGUCUAAGGUUCACGAUCGUGCCUUAUAUUCCUUAUCAAUUUGUCGCACGUGUUCGUAUAAAACACCGUAGUGUUUCGAAGUUUAUCUUGAUGAAAUCAACUGUGAGUAGUAGCCAGAGUGUCAUUAUACGCUGCAUACAAUAUUAAAACUUCACGGUUCUUAACGAUAACAUACCGGGGAUUUUCAACGAGUUUACUUACUUACAUUGCAGAAAGCAGAUGAUGCGAAUGAAUCGACAGGAAAAGUUGCUUUAUGUAAAAAUUAUUUUUCAUUAUAUUAAUGUUCUUGAUUAAAUCUUACUUUUCUACGGUUUACAAUAUAAUAGAAACUUCUAAGAAUAUAAAAGACUAUGGAAGCACUCGUUCUCGAAGUCAAUCCCCGAUUUUGAUAAAAUUUCGAGAUAGUUAUAAGAAAUUCCUUUCAGGUGUUACGAUUCACUUGUAUUUUUUGCACAGGUAUUCGUUGUGAGCUACGGCGAGGUAUAUUAUUUGCUAUCAUGACGUACAUUUUUCUUAUCAUUCAAAAGUACCUGCGCUACAUAUUCCAUUCAGUUUAUUAAUUGUCGAUGGGACAAUUUUAAAAAAUACAACAUGGUGCAUCUUCCUCUUUUAUCAACACAUCCAAAUCACUUACGCUUCUGGCAUAAAUUCCUUCGUAAUGCCUCGGGCUUUCGUUACGAGAAGCGCGUUCUUCGUGAUCCCACUCUUUGUACUGUGUGUACAUAUAUACAUAUAUGUAUCUCUGAGGAUUGUAACAAUCCGAGUAUAUACAUCUUAAGAUUUACAUCAUGAUUUCGCGAGCGCGUUAAAGAUAAUUAAAUACAUUAUCAAAUGCACUUAUUAUCCGAGAUGAAACGUGCAUUAAUCAACAGACAACGCAUAUAUAUUGUUUGUAUUCAUUUAACGCGCAGUAUUAGGCGUACGGUUGCGACGGUACGCGCGGUCGUAGAUCCUCAAUUCUCUCAAAUCAUAACGCCGUUGUGACGGGAUAUUCGUAUGAGGAAUCAAGAAAAAAAGCAGGAAAAAGAAAAAAAAAAUCAGCCUCCUUUUUCCUAGUAAAAGAAAGUUGAAAUUCGCGAAUGUUCUUCGCGACGCAGACAAAGCGGACGCUGCAUUUAAAUCCAAAGAUGAAUUCAUUUUACGCAAUGAAUUAUUCUAAGUUAGCCAUACGCAUUAGGGUCUUAUUUAUUGUUAGUCAUGUACUUCUACAUGAGAGUGAGAAAAACUUAAACGUAACUUAGAGUGUGAAUGUGACUAGCACAUAGUCGUUAGGUCGCCGUGACGUUAUUUGAUGAUGUGCCGCGUUCCGGACUCGGAUGUUCCGGGGGACCGUUUCCGGCUGCGACUUCAGAAAUCUCGAGAUUGCCGAGGGAAUUCACUCGAGAAUCGCAGAUCGCAUAUAGCUAUGUAUACCAAUCGCAUUGAUUUUAUUUUAUUGUCCCUUUCGAGACAGCGAGCGAGACGAGAUGCAAUUCUUCACGCAAAACGAUAUGUAGAGCGCGCGGAGCAAUAUUUAUGAUGAAGUUUAUAUAUUACUACCAAUUAAUUAGAUAGCAAUGUCUCGUCGCAUUAUGUGGAUCUUAGUGUAUAUAGAUAGCUCGAUUAUAUCUUUCGCGGAUGCAAUUAUACCAAAUGAUUAACUUGAGCUAGGUAUUUAGAUUAGAUUAGAGCGAUGAAAGUUAUAGAUUUAACUAGGCCAAAGGGAAACGAUUUGUAUUUCCUAUAUUCCUUUACCCCGUUCAUCCCAUCUUGUUGUUCGUUUGUGCUUUUACGCGUAUACCGUCUCUACUUACAUCACAGUCUCUCUUCGAUCUUCUCCUCUCCUGUCUCUACACAGGCACACACGAAUACAAAUACAAACAUAAAAACACACACAUAUACACACCCACACACACAUGCGAUAUUUAUUAUUUUAUAAUAGAGACGAUUGUACAUGGCUGUAAUACACUUUAGCAAAGUCCGAAACGAAGUUGGGAAUAACGUUCAGUAACAUCGUUCUUGAUCUCGUACUGGCGCAUUUCCUUACGAUGUCUCUGUCGCAGGACGUUUGCAGAUUCAGUUCCCGUCUAUAAUUAAAAAAAAGAAAAAGAAAAAAAGAGAGGUUUCCUUACAAAGCGACGUUUCGCAAAGGAAAGAUUCAAAUUUCCUUUACAAGCGGACCGAGUUUACAAAUAUCCUGUGAUAGACGCAUUAUGCGCAGAUAUAUUUAAGGCUUCUUGGCGCAUACGUAUGCUGUAGGCGAACGAAGGAAAAUGAUAUUUAUCAAAGCGAAUGAAUCUGUUUGAAACCUCUCGAGUGACAUUUUCUGCUCCCCCUCCUCUCCCCUCCCGACUGUCGUGAAAAUUAAGAUAUCAAGUAAUCAUUGUAGCGCACGUGUACAUGAAUAAGUUAUAUUCUCUAAUUUAAAUCAGGAAUAACAAUAAACGAUAUGCAAUGGAAUCAA